Molecule: messenger RNA, 2357 nt
Organism: Rubroshorea leprosula
Lineage: Eukaryota; Viridiplantae; Streptophyta; Magnoliopsida; Malvales; Dipterocarpaceae
Source: the annotation of a GenBank genome assembly
UCUCCUCCUUUCUCCAAUUAAUUUCAACUCCUCGAUCCCUUCUUCUUUUCCAUCCCUCAAAAAUGAUGCCUCCGGAGCAAGAAUCCACUACUAUCACCGGCGGUAAUACUACUACUACUUCUCCCAUCGCCAACGUUUAUGUUCAUGCGGAACCUCCCGGUUCUCCCAACAACGUUAACGUUGUUCCUUGUCUUGAAGAUCCAAUCCCUCAUCAUCAACAACAACAUCAAACUCAUCUUAGGUCCCCAGUUGUUCGUGAAUCCCUACAUCCCAUAACUCUCAAGUUCGAAGAUGUUGCCUAUGGUAUCAUCAGUUCCCAGGGAGGUACGAGGGGAAGUUGUUUUGCUUCGGCACAGGAACCGAAGCUAACCCGGACAGUGCUCAAUGGAGUUAGUGGGGUUGUCCGACCUGGUGAGUUAUUAGCAAUGCUCGGUCCAUCCGGUAGCGGCAAAACCACCCUCCUUACCGCCCUUGCUGGUCGGUUACCUGGGAAGGUCUCCGGCACCAUAACCUACAAUGGUGGCCCGUUUUCCAGCUCCAUGAAGCGGAAGACAGGCUUCGUCUCCCAGGACGACGUGCUGUACCCCCACCUAACGGUGCUUGAGACGCUGACAUAUGCUGCCCUGUUGCGGCUGCGGAAAGAGUUGACGAAAGCCGAGAAGGUCGAGCAAGCCGAAUUGAUCAUCCAAGAACUCGGGUUAACCCGCUGCAGAAACAGUAUAGUGGGCGGGCCCCUACUUCGGGGGGUGUCAGGCGGGGAACGUAAACGGGUCAGUAUUGGGCAGGAGAUGUUGGUUAACCCGAGUCUGCUAUUGCUGGACGAGCCCACUUCGGGGCUCGACUCCACCACGGCCCAGCGAAUUGUAAACACACUACGGGGGCUUGCCCGCGGCGGCCGGACCGUGAUCGCCACCAUUCAUCAGCCGUCGAGUAGGUUGUAUCGGAUGUUUGAUAAAGUGGUGGUGUUAUCGGAGGGAUACUCCAUCUAUAGCGGGCGUGCGGAUCGGGUCAUGGAGUAUUUUGGGUCCAUCGGGUACAUGCCCGGAUUCAACUUCAUGAACCCUGCUGAUUUUCUGCUUGAUCUUGCAAAUGGUAUUACACAUGAUGUUAGACAAGAUGACCAACUGGAGUUUCAUGGCAGAGUAGACCAUCAUGAUGAUCAAAAUUCAACUAAACAGCACUUAAUAUCUUGUUACAAAAAGAACCUAUACCCUGCUUUAAAGGCUGAGAUUCACCAAGAUUCGCUACAUUCAUCUCUAUCUGCAUCAACAACUCCAUCAAAAAGAAAUUUUGAUGUACAGUGGACUACAACCUGGUGGGAGCAAUUCAAGGUGUUGCUGAGAAGGGGUUUGCAGGAGAGGAAGCAUGAGUCUUACUCAGGCCUAAGAAUUUUCCAAGUCAUGUCUGUUUCAAUUCUUUCUGGCCUCUUGUGGUGGCAUUCCGAUACUUCGCAUAUACAAGAUCAGGUGGGACUUCUCUUCUUCUUUUCCAUCUUUUGGGGUUUCUUUCCUCUGUUCAAUGCCAUAUUUGCGUUCCCUCAAGAGCUCCCAAUGCUAAUCAAAGAACGUUCCUCUGGCAUGUAUCGCCUUUCCUCCUACUACUUUGCUCGAAUAGCUGGUGACUUGCCAAUGGAGCUUGUUCUUCCAACUAUCUUUGUAACUGUCACGUAUUGGAUGGGUGGUCUCAAGCCUUCUCUGGUCACAUUUGUAUUAACCCUCUUGAUCACACUUUUCAACGUGCUGGUUUCUCAAGGGAUAGGACUAGCACUCGGAGCCAUUCUGAUGGAUGUAAAACAGGCAACAACCUUAGCUUCUGUGACAAUGCUUGUGUUUCUAUUAGCAGGAGGAUACUACAUUCUGCAUGUUCCUCCUUUCAUCGCUUGGUUGAAGUACAUUUCUUUUAGCCACUACUGCUAUAAGCUACUGGUGGAAGUUCAAUACUCAGCAUAUGAGGCUUAUGAAUGUGGAAUAGGGAUGCAUUGCAGGGUAGUGGAUUUUCCCGCAAUCAAGUUUCUCGGCCUUGGCAAUAAGUGGUGGGAUUUAUGUGCUUUGGCAAUAAUGUUGGUGGGAUAUAGGCUACUGGCUUAUGUGGCUCUAAGAAUGGGGACUCCUCACUAACCCGGAUGGAAUGUGUGCUUGUGACUGCAAUGUAAUUGGUAAGGUAGGAAAUAGAAGAAGAUGAUUUCAAAUUCGGUUGCAAAUUUAAGAAUUCUGAACGAAUCUUUGACACAAGAUCUCUUGGCCUGGAGAUGAAUACUAGAUAGUUUUUUAGAUCAUCUCGACAAUUGAAGGAUAUGUUUCUCAUUUACGUGAUCUUGUGUUAAAAUAUCAAGUGAAUAAUGAAUAGUUUCUUAAAUU